This is a messenger RNA of Entamoeba invadens IP1, 2574 nucleotides long. RefSeq lists its product as hypothetical. The record is from RefSeq and is a predicted model, not a curated record. Bases 1 to 2574 code for a protein of 857 amino acids. The transcript is spliced from 4 exons. Lineage: Eukaryota; Evosea; Mastigamoebida; Endamoebidae.
AUGGAAAUUGAUCCUCCUGUUUUUGAGUCAAAAAUAUUAUUAGCAAAUGAUCAAGUUCCUUCACAAUACCGUAAAGAUGAUUUGAUGCAGGAAAUCAUUAUAGCAACUUCAAAGUUUUUUGAGAAAGAUGGGCGCUUUGCGGUAGCAGCGGUUCGAAAAGAGUUACACCCGAAGAGCUCGCCCACUUAUGUGUUAUAUUUAUAUUUGUAUGAGCGCUAUUAUCCGAUUUGUCGGACACAAAAGGUCAACUUAAGUACGCGAUUCAAUUACAACAAAGUGUUCAUUCAAUUUAGUGAGCACUGCAACGAACUUAUAAUCUUUUGUGGAGACUAUUUAUACUUUUUCGUUCCAAUCAACUGGAGCUUUCCAUUAACUUCUGAUGAAAAGAAUGUUCACGUGACACCCUCCAGAGAGAAGAAAGAGUUAUCAGAGCUCUUUUUCAUACGAUCAAAGUCGGAACUGAAACUCCCACAAAUUCGAACACCAACUCAAGAGAGUGCAUUCAAAGUGACUCCAACUUCAAAGUCUCAGAAACUUCCAAAAGACAUUCGAUCCUUUUUGGUUUGGACCUCGAGAGGUACUGCAAUUGGAAUUUUGGUCUCGCGAGACGGCAUCAUCAUAUUCUUCGACUUGAUGACUUCACAAGUUCUAAAGGUGAUGACGUUCUCGAUGAAUGUUUGUGUGAAAGAAGCGUUACUUUGCCUCGAAGACUCCAAUGUCGACAAAAUAUCGACUUUUCUUGUUAUAGUGUUUGAAACGGAUUUUAACGACAUGACUGCGGUCUGUUGCCAACAACUCGAAAUCAAGUCGUUGCGUUCUUCUGAGGUCAUCAACAUCUUCACUAAAAAUGUCUCUGAGUCUUCACUCUCGCGAUUCGUUUUAAAGUCAAGUGGUAAUGUCAAAGUCCACUACUUCAACAACAAAAUGUGUUUGGGUUAUUUCUCGAACAUGUCCAUCAAACUGUAUUCAUUGUAUAACCAACUCCUCAUGGUGUUUGAUGUCUGUCAAAGCUUUCCGAGAAGUUCAGUGUGUUUCUUGAACAAUAAAUACCUCUUCCAAUUCAGCAGACUAACAGAUGAAACGCAUUGUUGUGGGAUAAUCCCUCUUAUGAAGUUGUUUGAUAAAACACCACCAACUCAAGUCAUCAAUUUUGGAGUGGAUUCCAACUACUUCAAUGUCAAAGGGACAGACCCGUUUUUUAUUAACUUCAACACGAAAGAGCAAAACGCGAUUAAUAAUUCACAAGAAAGUUCGUUAGAUGGGUGUGUAUUAUGGAACAGUUAUUGUAUCACAGUGAUUUAUCAAUCGCGACCAAAAGAAGCGAUAUUCUGCCACAAGUUUCUGAAUGCUAAAACGGAGGCGGAGGAGUCUUCUGUUCUUCAAUUGUUUUCGAUAACGCAGUCUGUCGACCAAGUUGUGCAGACGGUGAGUCAGUAUUAUGUAGAAAAGGGUUUAAUAGAGAAAGCACAGCGGUUAUGUCAGCACAAUCGUCCUGUAUCACUUCCAUUAGUAAAAUUGAAUUUGAUAAAUAUGGAAUUCACGGAAGACGAGUUUAGUGCGUUAAUUCGCGAUUGCAAAGAGUUUAUAAAAGUUGGAUCGAGUGUUAUAGACAUCAAGAAAUAUCGCACGGUCUUAAUGAUAGUUGAAUUAUGCAAAGUGAUCAAAUUUUACAUUCCAAAUGACAGUGAAUUUGUCGCUUUAUUAACUUCGUUGACUAAAGAAGAGGCGGCUUUUGUUCUUCCUUUACUCUUUGCAACACAAAAGGAUCAAUUUGGGAAUUACAUCAUCAUGUUGUUAACUAAAUACCCCAUUUUCAUUGAGGAUUACAUCAACUAUGUCAUUGUCCAUGGCUACAAUUUCAUCGACUUUAAUCAACUUGUGAGAGCAACACCAACGCAUUUCAUAUACGCCGUCAUCAAUUGCAGAACAAUUCUUGCGACACUUUCUGUCCCAAGUAUCGAGACCGUCUUCUUUAAAGUGUUCAAGAAAACACCAUCUAUUUCAUCGCUCCAAGUCAUCGACGAAAUGCUGGAGUUAAUUAAAGGUGCAGAACUCGUGGAGUUGAUCCAAUUUUUAGACCCACAGAACCCUUUAUUUGAUGAACCGUUUCCUGUGUUCUAUGAUGAGGCUUUCAAAUUCGAGUGGAUGACCGUCUAUUGUAAAGCUUCACUCUACAACUUGAAAGAAAACAUUUUGUUGGGCAACCAAGUGGAUGACAUCCAGCACAUGAAAUUGUUCGUCGAUAAAAUCGGUCGUUGGGAUCUCUUAGACUUCGAAGAAAUCGUCUUGUUUGCCUCAAAACUCGAACUCUACGCAAUUUGCUUCAUCGUCCUGAUUUACGCAGAGAAGAACACCAAGUCACUCGAAUACUUCGUUAAAUACAUAACUCUUGUUAAAGCAAACAAAUCUGAAGUCGAUCAAGCCUUUGCUUUGGUCAAUGAGAUUGGCUCGCCCAUCGUCAAAGAGCAAAUCAAAAAGAUUUAUGACAAAGUAAUAUUCUUGAACAUCAAAACUGACUCUUUAGCUAUACAAGUUGUGAGCCCUUUUGUGUUGCAGUCAACCAACACUUUGUAA